AGAUCCAGCUCCAGCGCCUCUCAGCAGCUGGCCAUCCUCCACAGUGGCAGCCUUGGGUUCAUCUAUCACGGAAUUGCCAAGUGCCCCCUCCCUGUCCUACGCUGGCUUUUCCAGUUGAUGUCUUUGAACCCAAAUGCCUCGCGGGAUGCCUUCCAGACCCUCUGGAACAUCAGCACUUACCAGAACAUCUCUUCCGACGCUGAUCUUUGGUGCCCGGAGCUGAAAGACAUCACCCAAGCCUUCUACAAUUUUGGAGCCUGUGCUUCUACCUUGUUCCCCGCUGGACUCGUUGAGCACGAAUUCAUAUCGGAGAUCUUAGAAUUCCCAGAAUACUCUUCUCAUCCUGCAGACGUCAAGAACGAAAAUAUCUACUUCCAGCUUAGCUUCAUACCAAUGCUGGAAGAUACGUUCAAGUUCCUAACAUUGUGCGUGACAACCCAGCCGCGCUGCUACCCGGAUCACCAACGCCUGGCCAUCAUCUCCCUAUUGUGCCGGGUCAGCCUGGACCGUAAUCUGCGGAAACAGCCUCUGAUAGAUCUGCAACAACUGCUGCUGGUUCUGCUUGAAGGCCUCCAGAAAUGGGAGGAAACGCUGCCAGAGUUAUGCAGGUCGCUUGGUCACGUCUCGCAACAUCAUCACAACAUGGUCGCUGUCGUGCGUUGCUUCCCAGACACCACAACUAGAGGACGACAACUACGCAGAAAUCUCAGCCUCUACUUCAUUAUGAAGCUUCUUGGAAAAAUGAAGAUGGCCCCAAAUGUCUGGCAAGAAGAAAUCCAGCUGCAGCAGCUUUGCGACCUCCUGCCACUCAUGAGGCCCGCCUGCUUGAAGCAGGCUCUGCAGAAGAGCCAGAAGCUGGAGAAGGAGCCAGCCAAAAACCAGCGGAAGACACUGUCUGCUCUUGACCAUGAGGCCUGUUACCUUUGCUACAACCUCCUGGUACUAGCCAACGUGGUUGUGGGAACCAAGCCUGCAUCUCCAAAAGAACAGGGCCACCUCCAGAAGCUCUGCCUCCGGGUGCAGCAGCACAUCAGCAGCAGCCUCCGCGAGGACCCCACUCUCCUCUACCGGACCAAGCUGAAGAACUUGGCUGCCCAAACCUAUGUCAAGUGGCAGGAGCUGCUGUCGCAAAGCUGGCUCCAGUUAACUUGCUAGCAGGCCAAGAUUGAUGUGCUAUAAUGAGACAUCCCUGGGAAUGAAAGAUCUUCUGGCAGAAGGUACAGCAUCACAGAACUCGGAAAAGGAUUGGGGGGGGAUGAAGUGGGGACCAUCCAGCCCCCCCCCAUCCCACCCCACAGCUACCAACCACAACUGGGUUCUUUCAUUCCCCCCCCCUCCUUCCUCAUAAACUUCCUCAGCCUUUCCUCCAUGUGUCUCUUAUAAGGCACAUCAUUUCUCCCACGGCUAAGCCCACCCUGUUUACUGUUUACUGUUUUCUUUACACCCUCUUGUGCCUUUAAGGACCACCUGUUUUCAAAACAGGAAACCCACGGAAGGAAUAACAACCC
This is a messenger RNA of Thamnophis elegans (Western terrestrial garter snake), 1508 nucleotides long. It is a transcript of the gene FAM178B, whose product is annotated as family with sequence similarity 178 member B. The transcript is spliced from 11 exons. Lineage: Eukaryota; Metazoa; Chordata; Lepidosauria; Squamata; Natricidae. The coding region runs from base 118 to 1155 and encodes 345 amino acids. The record is from RefSeq and is a predicted model, not a curated record.